Cucurbitaria berberidis CBS 394.84 is the source of this 549-nucleotide messenger RNA. Its product is annotated as cyclin-domain-containing protein. Gene Ontology annotation, biological process: regulation of cyclin-dependent protein serine/threonine kinase activity. The transcript has 2 exons. Gene Ontology annotation, molecular function: cyclin-dependent protein serine/threonine kinase regulator activity; protein kinase binding. The record is from RefSeq and is a predicted model, not a curated record. NCBI's taxonomy places the organism in Eukaryota, Fungi, Ascomycota, Dothideomycetes, Pleosporales, Cucurbitariaceae. The annotation marks the transcript as partial. Gene Ontology annotation, cellular component: cyclin-dependent protein kinase holoenzyme complex; nucleus.
UCUCCCGCCAAGAGAGCGCGACCUGAAGAGCCCAAUGUGAAGGUCAUGCCACUGCGGUACGAGACGUGCAACGUCAAGGAUCUUGGCGUGUUGAUUUCCGAUAUGCUCAUGGAGCUGGUGCGCUUGAACGACGGCUAUCCACUGCGCGAUGGCACCCUCACAAGGUUCCACUCAAGAGCUCCGCCUGGAAUAUCCGUGCGCGAAUACCUGUCUCGCCUCAUCGUGCAUGCGACACUGUCGCCCCCUAUCCUUCUUUCCAUGGUCUUUUACGUCGACAAGCUGUGUGCCAUGUACCCUGCUUUCACAAUCAGCAGCCUUACCGUACAUCGAUUCCUCAUAACGGCAGCGACGGUAGCUGCCAAAGGUCUCAGCGACAGCUUUUGGACCAACAGUCUCUACGCAAAAGUGGGGGGCGUCAGUUUGCGAGAACUGGCGCUGUUAGAGCUCGAGUUUCUAAGAAGACUAGAGUGGCGGAUCGUCCCUAAGCCCGAAGUGCUCGUAGAUUACUACAAGGGCUUGGUUGAACGAGGAACAGGCUAUGUUAUAGAG